AUGCGCGCUCCGGCGAGCCUCCUGCACCGGACAGCCCUCGCGGCAGCCGGCACUGGCCACACGUCGUCAUCACCUCAGCAGCAGGAGCAGACGGCGCCGGUGAUGGCGGUGAACUCGGACAUGGUGGUGAUCCUGGCGUCGCUCCUGUGCGCGCUUGUCUGCGUCCUCGGCCUCGCCCUCGUCUCGCGGUGCGCAUGCCGGCGACGCCGCUCUGCGUCAUCCUCCGACCACUCUCCUCCUCCGCCCAAGGGCCUCAAGAAGAAGGCCAUCGACGCGCUUCCCACCGUCUCCUUCGCCGCGACCGCUUCCCCGACGAUAUCAGCGGCGUGCUCGUCUUCUGAGUGCGUGAUAUGCCUGGCGGAGUUCACGGAAGGGGAAGGCCUGCGGGUGCUCCCACGGUGCGGCCACCGCUUCCAUGUUGCAUGCGUCGACGCCUGGCUCCGUACCUGCGCCACAUGCCCCUCCUGCCGUGCCCCCAUCAUCGCUGCUGCUCCGGCGCAGCCGCCGGCGACACCCACGGUGGUGGUUGUAGUGGCGGCCAACAACAGGUGCGGGAGGUGCGGCGAGGUGGCGGCGCCGGCUGGUGGUGAUGGCACCAUGAUUUUGCCUUAAUUAAUUUAUUUUAUAUGUUUCCUUUUCUUUUGUUUUACUAGUUAGGCGAAGUAAUUCAACAAGUUGUUUUAUUAGUUAGUUGUGUAUUGUACUUCUUGUGCUGUUUUGGUAGCUAGGUAGCCUGUUCGUCCAUCUAAUGCACUGAAAUAGCUCAAUUUUGUAGCUUGGCUGUCUUUUUUUUUUUGAAACAGAGACAAAAAAAUUGCUUCAUCGACUAAUUAAGCAGAAAAGA
Hordeum vulgare subsp. vulgare (domesticated barley) is the source of this 844-nucleotide messenger RNA. RefSeq names its product probable E3 ubiquitin-protein ligase ATL44. Lineage: Eukaryota; Viridiplantae; Streptophyta; Magnoliopsida; Poales; Poaceae. The coding region runs from base 1 to 612 and encodes 203 amino acids. The record is from RefSeq and is a predicted model, not a curated record. The transcript has a single exon.